CUCCUCCUCCUCUCUUCAGCUCCCCCCUCAGUCUCCAGUACAUGGAUCACUCUUCCUCCUCUCUUCAGAUCACCUGCUCUGUGGUAUCUCCUGUGUAAACCCGCAGGCCCCGCCCCAUUGAUGACGAGACUCCGCCUCUUCCGGUGACAUCACACCUGACGGGACCUCCUCCAUUCUCGUCAGUACCGGGAUUGUUCUCCCGCGGACAUUUGUCACCGGAAGUAACGAAUUCCCGAACGUCGGAGAGCCCCGGAUCCGGCGGGAGCUGUGAGUGUGGUGAAUCUCUCGAUGGCCGCUCUUUCCCUCCACUCGGACCCAUUUGCUGAGGUUGGCGCCUCCACUGUAAAGCCGUUUUCUCAGAGGGUGGUCCGGCAUGCCCUGGCCAUCAUGCAUCUCCUCAUCACGGAGGGGGAUCUGGCGGGGGACAUGACGCUGCGUCUGUCACUAGAUCAGCGGACUGAAGACCAGAAAAUUGUCAUUGAUCAAAUCAUGAAGCUGGUUCUGGGAAUUCUGCACCUGCUGAACGAGGGCCCCGGGUCUCAUGAACAAGCUGUGAACUUGUCAGAUGAAGACUGGACGCAUCUAGAGAGAGAGCAGCGGGAGCUGUACGACGACCUCCUGACCGAGAACGAGCAGACCCUGCAGGGCACGGGGUCCUUCAAUGUCAAAAUGGAGACUGCACUGGGAAUGGGGCAGAAGGAAACUCCUCCAACCAGUGUGUCUGCCAGCGGCCAGGAUGGAAAGUCCGAUGCCUGCAGCGAUGCCCCGGCCGAUCCCCCCAGAAGUCCAUUGCCGGAUUCCUACCACCCCAACACCUUCUUAAGUCCUGGGAGCGAUUGCAGCCGUUCCUUCCAUGAAACAUCUGGUCGUACAAGUGCGCAUGGAGUGCCUUCUUCAGCUUGCCUCGGUGCCUUCCAGAGAACAUGCCCCGACCCCUGCAAGGACCCCUAUGGGACUAUAUUUCCAGAUGCCUCAGGUGUCAACAGCUACAGCGAGGCCUAUGCCAGUAGCUCCACAGACGACUUUACAGUAGAAAACAUGCACAUUAUUCAUAUCAAGCAGGAAGGAUCCCUCCCCGACCUCCUACCGCAAAGUAAGGCUGUGGACCGCGAUGUCUUUGCUGAGAAUCUGUGUGGGGAGCAAUCGGUCAAACAAGAGGAACUACGUGGCUUUGCUGGUGGGACAUUAAUGGUUUCACACGGGAGCAUCAACACUAAACACACUUCUAGAAUUACAACCCUCAAUGAACAAGUGAAGAUCCUUCUCAGCAAGUCCAUGAAGAAGCGUCCGACAAAGAAGCGUUUCCAAUGUCCGAGAUGCGAAAAGAGCUUCCACUGUCAGUCGCACCUCAUUAUGCAUCAGAGGGUGCACACUCGAGAGAGGCCCUAUGUCUGCGAGUGUGGAAAGACCUUCACUCAGAGUUCUAGCCUGUUCAGACACCAGAGAGCCCAUCGGGGGGAGCGACCUUACAUUUGCCCUGACUGUGGGAAAACAUUCACCCAGAGCUCCUAUCUUCAAAUUCACCAAAGAACACAUACAGGAGAGAGACCCUACGCCUGUGGCUAUUGUGGCAAGUGUUUCCGUGUCAACUCCACUCUUGUCAGGCACCAAAGGGUUCAUGUGGGGGAAAAGCCAUAUAUAUGUGGCAAAUGUGGUAAAAGUUUUAGCCAGAGUUCCUAUCUGUACAUUCAUCAGAAGACGCACACCGAGGAAAGGCCGUUCACUUGUAAUCAGUGCGGAAAAAGCUUCAAAGUCAACUCCUCUUUACUCCGACAUCGUAGACUUCAUCUAGUGGAAGCCGGCGAGUGUCCGCACAGCUAGAAAGUGUGCGGCUCCUGGGGGAGGAGGACUCCACAAAUGUCACCAGUAUUCAUGUACAUAGCAUUGUAUUAUAUAUCGAAUGUUGGUGUUCAUGCCCUUUGUAAGAUGAAUAGAAGAGAUUUCAACCUGGAAAACUGUUUAUCUGUUUUGUAUGAAAAGGUUUAGAAGAAAUGCCGACGGCUCCUUAUUCUGUAGUCAUCGGAUUUGAGGGUGGAUCACAUUAUUUUACUAUGUAACUCUCAGGAGA
Messenger RNA from Bufo bufo (common toad), 2068 nucleotides. RefSeq names its product zinc finger protein 211-like. Gene Ontology annotation, biological process: regulation of transcription by RNA polymerase II. Gene Ontology annotation, molecular function: DNA-binding transcription activator activity, RNA polymerase II-specific; RNA polymerase II cis-regulatory region sequence-specific DNA binding. The coding region runs from base 289 to 1821 and encodes 510 amino acids. Gene Ontology annotation, cellular component: nucleus. NCBI's taxonomy places the organism in Eukaryota, Metazoa, Chordata, Amphibia, Anura, Bufonidae. The record is from RefSeq and is a predicted model, not a curated record. The transcript has 6 exons.